Messenger RNA from Olea europaea var. sylvestris, 1028 nucleotides. Its product is annotated as ethylene-responsive transcription factor ERF017-like. Gene Ontology annotation, biological process: regulation of DNA-templated transcription. The record is from RefSeq and is a predicted model, not a curated record. The coding region runs from base 41 to 625 and encodes 194 amino acids. Gene Ontology annotation, molecular function: DNA-binding transcription factor activity; DNA binding. Lineage: Eukaryota; Viridiplantae; Streptophyta; Magnoliopsida; Lamiales; Oleaceae. The transcript is spliced from 2 exons.
CUUAACAAAUCGAAAGAUUGUCUGUUUUUAAUCCAAGAAAAUGGUUAAGAAAAAGGAUUCAUCAUCUUCUUCACAAAAUGAGAACAAUGAGGUGAAGUAUAAGGGUGUUAGGAAGCGUAAGUGGGGGAAAUAUGUAUCAGAAAUAAGGCUUCCUAAUAGCCGGGAAAGGAUUUGGUUAGGGUCUUACCAAACGGCCGAGAAGGCGGCCAAGGCGUUCGACGCUGCCUUGUACUGCCUCCGUGGUUGCCAUGCAAAGUUUAAUUUUCCACAUGAUCCACCGAACAUUGCCGGCGGACAAGCACUCACUCCGGCAGAAAUACAAGUUGUUGCUCAACAGUAUGCUAAUAACAAUAGCAGCACUAAUCACCGGCCACCAACAGAAUUAGAGGAUGAAUCGCCAUCAUCGAACUCGGAGGGGGCUGGGACAAUGGACUCAAUCGACUGGUCAUUCUUGGACAUGUUAGACUCGAAUGAUCAUGCUGGUAAUGUUUCCGAUUUCGGAUUAUUUCCCGAGCCUGGCGAUAUGUACGUUCCACCAAAUUUUUCAUACCACGGCAAUAAUGAGGAUGAUCAUGACAAUGAAGAUACCGGGGGACACUUUUCAUCUUUUCUUUGGAACUUCUAAUAAAAAACACUUAAAAACAUAUAUAUGAAUAAUAAGAUUAAUAAAGCAUAUUUGGCUUAGCUUAAAAGUCGGCUUUUGGAACAGCAUCAAGUGUGAUAUUAUCGAGAUAAGCCGCUUCUUUGCAUAAAAGCAAUCCCAAAUAUGCUCUUUAGUUUACUUAUUAGGGAUAGGGAAAUUAUUAGCUGGCCUUGAUAAUUUUUUACAUCUUUCCGGUUAUACCUUCUGUAUUUUUUUGCCAGGAAGUUACUUUGAUUGUCGAGGGAUGGAUUGCUAAGUUUUUCUAGGACGUAUUUAAUACGUAGUACUAGACAUUGUGUCCAGUAUUAUACGAUCUAGUUAAGGAAUACGUAUUAUAUUUUGUAAUGCUACAUAUACAUUUGAAUAAAUGAUCCUUAUUAGAAUU